Molecule: messenger RNA, 2829 nt
Organism: Rangifer tarandus platyrhynchus (Svalbard reindeer)
Lineage: Eukaryota; Metazoa; Chordata; Mammalia; Artiodactyla; Cervidae
Source: the annotation of a GenBank genome assembly
AUGGCCAUGUACUGCUAUGCCCUCAACAGCCUGGUGAUCAUGAAUAGCGCCAACCAGGUGAAGAGCGGCGGCGGCCCUCGGUCCAGCAGCAACGAGACGCCCCCGCCGCCCGGGAGGGCCGUGUUGAGCCCCGGCAGCGUUUUCAGCCCCGGGAGUGGCUCCUCUUUCCUCUUCCCCCCAGCUGAGUCGUUGUCACCGGAGGAUCCCGGGAGCCCCCCGGGCUGGCGGAGUGGCCGGCGCAGGCUGACUAGCAGCAGCGGCAGCGGCAGCAGCGUGGGCAGUCCGGGCUGGGCCGGUCGUCUAAGAGGGGAAGGGCAGCAGGUGGUGACCGCCGGUACCCUCUCCCCGCCCGGGCCGGAGGAGGCCAAGAGGAAGCUUCGAAUCCUACAACGUGAGCUGCAGAACGUGCAGGUGAACCAGAAAGUGGGCAUGUUCGAGGCGCACAUCCAGGCGCAAAGCUCCGCCACGCAGCCGCCCCGCAGCCCGCGUCUGGGCAGGGCUCGUUCGCCAUCCCCGUGCCCCUUGCGCAGCGUCAGUCAGCCCCCAGGAAGGGUCCUGGUUCAGAAUGAGGAGCGGAGGACCAAGUCCUGGGGGGAACAAUGUCCGGAGACUUCCGAGCUCGAAUCCGGGAGAAGAGGAGGCACGCCCAGCGUCCGCCUCUCCAAGGACAUGGAGGGAGUAGUGGCACCUUUUCUCCGCCCUGCGGCGUCGUCAGGAUCAGGGGCUCAGGGUCCCAGCGCUUCGGAGAGAAUGGAGAAGGUGCUCCCUGCCAGACCCCGCUGUGGCUCACCCACUGCCAUGGAAGUUGAUAAGACGGGGUCUCCUCCGUUGGGAACUCAGAACUCCCAAGCUCCCUCGUUGGGACUGGUCAGAGUGAACUUAAGCAUGGACACAGAUGUGGCUGCUCGAGCCACAUCCACCGUUCCACAGCAUCCACACGACCCUGCCCUCAUUGAGCCAUCUGAGAGGGCCCGUGAACUUGGGGGUGCGCACCCCCUGGAGGCCCUGGCCAAGAGUCAGGGGCAGUCUCUUGGCAGUGAGACAAGCCUCGCCCCAGAGAGGGGCGGACCCCGCCGCGGAGAGCCCCCUGGAAAGGUGGGGAGGGGAAUGCUGUCCGGUGGCAUGCCGGGCUCCGGGGCGCCUGUGGCGGACCUGAGGCCGGAGGAGAGGGCUGGGAACGUGCAGUGUCCGGCAGAGCUCUCUGAGGCUCCGACCUGGUUCAGGCAGGGUUCCAGAGGCUCUGAGGGGACACAGAGUGGGGCCCUAGUGGUCAAGGGGGCACCGCCGGCCUCUAACAGAGUGGAUGAAGGGUCCGCGAUGCUGGGCUUGCUUGGGGGCAGCUGCUCAGCACAACAAGGGACCCGGGAGGUGCAGGCUGGAGUUUCCUCUGGUGGAAUGCUGGAGCCGUUGCCCCACUGGGAAGCAGCAAAAGAACUGAAAGAACCCCAGUGCUUUCCUGGGGACACAGUGGGCGUGCAGCCUGGGAGCUCCAGGGUUUGGCUGGGCCCCAUGGAAGAAGCCUGUCUGGCCUGGACGUGUGGCACAGCGGUGCAAUCCAAAGGGACCUGGGGAGGCCAGCCACAGGGCAGAGACGCCCACCUCAGCCCAGAGCGGCUCUCCCCAGCACAGAAGGACAAGCCUUCCCUGGGAGAGGCCUGCGGCCGAAACAGCAUCCCUGCCGUCAUCAUCACAGACAUGGGUACAGACACGGAUGCCCAGGAGGACAGGGCCUUGGAGGAGGCGCAGGGAAGCCCUCGGGGCAGCCUGCCGCUGAGGAAACUCUCCUCUUCCUCUGCCUCCUCCACUGGCUUCUCCUCCUCCUAUGAGGACUCGGAGGAGGACAUCUCCAGUGACCCUGAGCGCUGCCUGGACCCCAACUCUGCCUUCCUGCAUACCCUGGACCAGCAGAAGCCCAGAGUGAGCAAAUCAUGGAGGAAAAUAAAAAACAUGGUGCACUGGUCUCCCUUUGUCAUGUCCUUCAAGAAGAAGUACCCCUGGAUCCAGCUGGCAGGACACGCAGGGAGCUUCAAGGCGGCUGCCAACGGCAGGAUCCUGAAGAAGCACUGCGAGUCGGAGCAGCGUUGCCUGGACAGGCUGAUGGGCGACGUGCUGAAGCCCUUCGUGCCUGCCUACCACGGGGACGUGGUCAAGGACGGGGAGCGCUACAACCAGAUGGACGACCUGCUGGCUGACUUCGACUCACCGUGUGUGAUGGACUGCAAGAUGGGCGUCAGGACCUACCUGGAGGAGGAGCUCACCAAGGCCCGGAAGAAGCCCAGCCUCCGGAAGGACAUGUACCAGAAGAUGAUUGAGGUGGACCCAGAGGCCCCGACCGAGGAGGAGAAAGCCCAGCGGGCCGUGACCAAGCCGCGGUACAUGCAGUGGAGGGAAACCAUCAGCUCCACGGCCACCCUCGGGUUCAGGAUCGAGGGCAUCAAGAAAGAAGACGGCUCUGUGAACCGGGACUUCAAGAAGACCAAAACGAGGGAGCAGGUGAUUGAGGCCUUCAGAGAAUUCACUAAAGGAAACCCAAACAUCCUGAUUGCCUACCGGGACCGGCUGAAGGACAUCCGGGCCACCCUGGAAAUCUCUCCCUUCUUCAAGUGCCACGAGGUCAUCGGCAGCUCCCUCCUCUUCAUCCACGACAAGAAGGAACAAGCCAAGGUGUGGAUGAUCGACUUUGGGAAAACCACGCCCCUGCCCGAGGGCCAGACCCUGCAGCACGACAUCCCGUGGCAGGAAGGGAACCGGGAGGACGGUUACCUCUCGGGCCUGAACAACCUCAUCGACAUCCUGACGGAAAUGUGCCCCAGUGCCCCGCUCGCCUGA